AUGUUCCCUCGCUUCUCGUUGCUCCUCGCCCUGUCUGUGCUAGUCACUGCGGCGCCAGUGGAACACAGCACGCCCGACAAACGUGCUGUGAGCACGCUCUCAUCCAGCGAGUUGACUUCGUUUGCGCCAUAUACCCAGUUUGCUAGGGCGGCGUAUUGCUCGACAAGCAAGCUCCAGGGAUGGAAGUGCGGAGAUGCUUGCAAUGCCCUCCCAGGUUUCCAGCCAACCUUGAUCGGUGGUGAUGGAAAUGCCAUACAAAUAUUUUUUGUCGGAUUUUGGCCGGCACAAAAUUCCGUCGUGGUGGCGCACGAGGGAACCGAUCCGACUCAGUUCGUCUCUGUGUUGACCGAUCUGAAUAUCUUGACGGACCCUCUUGAUACGGCCCUCUUCCCCGGCGUUCCAUCAAAUGUCUUAGUACACGAUGGUUUCCGCAACGCACACGCCCUCACUGCGACAAAGAUCCUUGCCGAAGUCAAGAAAUUGUUAGCCGCGAACAAUUCUAAGAAGGUCACUCUCGUGGGCCAUUCCUUGGGAGGCGCCUUAGCUGAGCUAGAUGCCCUGUACAUGACUUUGAAUCUCCCCUCCGACGUCGCAAUCAAGGCGAUGACAUUCGGAACACCCAGAGUCGGAAACGCUGCAUUCGCGGAGUUGAUAGACUCGAAGGUCCCAGACUUCAAGCGUAUCAACAACAAAAAAGACCCAGUACCAACCGUUCCUGGACGCUUUUUGGGCUUCGCACAGCCGGAAGGCGAAGUUCACAUCCUUGGCCCAGGAAAUGCUGUUUCUUGCUCGGGCAACGAUGAUGCCACCGAUGCGCAGUGCCAAAUUCAAACCGUCCCAAAUGUCUUCGAGGGAAAUAUCUUAGACCACCUAGGCCCAUAUGAGGGGAUCAGCAUUGGCACCAUCUUUUGUACUUGA
Messenger RNA from Pleurotus ostreatus (oyster mushroom), 918 nucleotides. RefSeq lists its product as uncharacterized. The transcript is spliced from 7 exons. Gene Ontology annotation, biological process: lipid metabolic process. The record is from RefSeq and is a predicted model, not a curated record. NCBI's taxonomy places the organism in Eukaryota, Fungi, Basidiomycota, Agaricomycetes, Agaricales, Pleurotaceae. The coding region runs from base 1 to 918 and encodes 305 amino acids.